Messenger RNA from Colletotrichum truncatum, 435 nucleotides. RefSeq lists its product as uncharacterized. The record is from RefSeq and is a predicted model, not a curated record. Lineage: Eukaryota; Fungi; Ascomycota; Sordariomycetes; Glomerellales; Glomerellaceae.
AUGGUAACACCUCUGCAACCAGAGCAACCUAUCCCAGAGGGUCCCGUCAGUUCCAUCGUCGAAUUCCUUCUGGACAAAGGCGCCGAUCCAAAUCAAAAGUUGCGCUUUUAUGACCACCAAACCCCUUGGGAGCUAUUCCUCACGGUUUGCCUCAGCCAUAGCAUAAAAGGCGAUAAAUACACCUUGAAGGGAGAUGAGGUUUCGAAGACAAUGCUUGCCAUGAUCUGCCAUGGUGCUGACACCCAUGUAACGAGGGAAAAUCGGCACGGCGACAAGAUUGGCAUACUGGAGGUCGCCCGGGGGCUUGAUCUGCCAAAAAGAAGGUUUCGAGAGAUUGAGGAUGCCCUCAAAGAGAAGGAGAAGUGUCAGGAAGCAGUGUUGUCAUCUGGGCUGCUGGGAUAUGUUGGGACAUGGAUCUGGGGCACACCAAAAUGA